GUAUGCUUAAAUACUUUGUGAGCGAGCCGUGCAGACAACUAGACGUAUCUGACGACUGAGAACAGAAGAGAAACCAAGACUAACCGAAAACAACAUCAACAACAACAGCAACAACAACAACAACAACAACAACAACAGCAACAUUCCUGUCAACAAGAGGAAGCGAUCACUCAACAAGAAAACAGGCUAACCUAUUGUGUUUUAAACCAAGUAUCAUCACCAAAAUGCAUCAACUGUGUUCCAGAUACGGAAUGGUCACCCAUCGCAUGAUCAGGCAUGGCAUUCAAGAAAGCAAAAGAGCACUUGCUGCCUCAACUACUGCAAAAUUAAGCCCAAGAGAACCAGAUUUUCCAACAGUACAAACAGCAAUUCCUGGACCAAAAUCUUUGGAAUAUAAAUCUGAAUUAAACACCAUCCAGAAUGCUGGAGCUGUUCAGUUCUUUGUAGACUUCCACAAGAGUCAAGGGAACUACAUUGCUGACAUCGAUGGUAACGUCCUUCUCGAUUUCUACACUAUGAUUGCCUCCAUUCCUCUUGGUUACAAUCACCCACGACUUGAAAUGGCCUUAAAUGAACCCAGAAACAGGAUCCAUUUCAUCAACCGGCCGGCCCUGGGCAGUUUCCCUCCAAAGGACUGGAUCCACCGACUUCGAGCUGCUUUACUUCAGGUUGCUCCACCAGGUUUGAAUGCUGUCCAAACCAUGGCCUGUGGUUCCUGCUCCUUGGAAAACAGCCAAAAGUUAAUGUUCAUGGCACAUCAGAAAAAAGUCCGAGAUGGAAAACCACCAACAAGAGAAGAAUUACAGUCGUGCAUUAAGGGCCAGCAUCCUGGUUCACCAAACAAUUUGACAUUGUUGUCUUUUAGUGGAUCAUUACAUGGAAGAACAAUGGGAGCCCUUAAUAUGACCCACGCCAAGUGGAUUCAUAAACUGGAUUUCCCUCAACUGGAUUGGCCCAUGGCAUCAUUUCCCCGACUGAGAUAUCCGCUGGAAGAAUUCACGAGAGAGAACAGGGAAGAAGAACAGAGAUGUUUGGAAGAGGCUGAAGAUCUCAUCUUUAACUACAACAAAGCUGGAAAGACAGUGGUAGGGGUCGCUGUAGAAGCAAUCCAAGGAGAAGGAGGGGACAAUCAUGCCUCACCGUUUUUCUUCCAGGGACUUCAGGAUAUUACGAAGAAGUACAAUAUCCAAUUUUUGAUGGAUGAAGUUCAAACUGGGUGUGGCCAGACAGGUAAAUUCUGGGCCCAUGAGCACUUCAAUCUGCGUGAGGCCCCAGACAUCGUGACCUUCAGCAAGAAAAUGUUGACUGGAGGGUUUUUCUACAAGGAACAUCUGAGGCCAUCAGAGCCUGGAAGGAUCUACAACACUUGGCUUGGUGACCCUGCCAAAGUUAUCCUGCUGGAGGAGGUGGUGAAGGUGAUGAAAGAAGAGAAUCUGUUGUCCGUGGUCAAUGACACUGGGAAGUAUCUGGUGGAUGGUCUGAAAAUUAUUGAGAAAGACUACCCAGGGGUUCUUCAAAAUGCCCGAGGUAUCGGUACAUACUGUGCUAUUGACUUCCCAACUAUAGAGGCCAGAGAUAAAGCAAUCGUUGACAUCAGGAAUAAAGGUGUCAAUGUCGGAGGAUCCGGAGAAAGCACUUUACGACUACGUCCGACAUUGCUCGCACAGCGCCAUCACGUGGACAUUUUUCUGAAUGUGCUAAACGAAGUUGUGCAAAGUAUGGCAUCGAAACGAAACACUGCACCACCGAAAGCAACAAAAGCCGCAAUGGCAAACUGAAAAAGAAGGCGAUGUGAAAAAAACAAAUCUGAUUUCAAAGAAAAACAAGAAAAAUAAAUAUUAACAACAACAACAACAGCAA
Molecule: messenger RNA, 1860 nt
Organism: Octopus sinensis (East Asian common octopus)
Lineage: Eukaryota; Metazoa; Mollusca; Cephalopoda; Octopoda; Octopodidae
Product: 4-aminobutyrate aminotransferase, mitochondrial-like
Exons: 14
Coding region: 225-1778 (517 amino acids)
Biological process (GO): GABA catabolic process
Cellular component (GO): mitochondrion
Molecular function (GO): pyridoxal phosphate binding
Source: RefSeq, a predicted model, not a curated record